Messenger RNA from Aplysia californica (California sea hare), 2163 nucleotides. RefSeq names its product proton-coupled amino acid transporter 4. Gene Ontology annotation, cellular component: vacuolar membrane. The record is from RefSeq and is a predicted model, not a curated record. Gene Ontology annotation, molecular function: amino acid transmembrane transporter activity. Gene Ontology annotation, biological process: amino acid transmembrane transport. Lineage: Eukaryota; Metazoa; Mollusca; Gastropoda; Aplysiida; Aplysiidae.
CUUCGUGGGCAUGCUGCUCAUCGGCUUCAUCUCCGUCCACUGUAUGCACGUGCUGGUCAAGUGUAGCCACCUACUGUGUAGAAGGACCAGCAGUAUGGCCCUGGACUACGCUGAUGUCAUGGAGGUCUGUCUCAAGACUGGACCCCCACGGCUCAGGAGGCUGUCCAGGUUUGCCAGAAAUUUUGUGAAUGGCCUGUUGAUAUUCACCCAGCUUGGCUUCUGCUGUGUCUACAUCGUCUUCAUCGCCACAAACGUCUCGCAGGUGAGUCUGGUGAUCAUCAUCCAGUACAUUGUUCAAGGCCUUCCUGAUGUCUCCGCCCGCCCCGCCUUCAGCUCCUUCGCUGAUCUCCCCUUGUUCUUCGGCACUGCCAUUUUUUCUAUCGAGGGCAUCAGUUUGGUUUUGCCGCUAGAGAACAACAUGAGGAAGCCGGAGGACUUCACGGGCUGGUUCGGCGUGCUAAAUCUGGGGAUGGUGACCACCGUGUGUAUGUACCUGGCCGUCGGCUUCUACGGAUACCUCCAGUUUGGCAACACGGUGCUGGGGAGUGUCACUCUGAAUCUGCCGGAUAAUAACUGGUUGUAUCUAUCGGUCAAGCUGAUGUUUGCCCUGGCCAUCUUCAUCUCGUACAACCUGCAGUUCUACGUUCCGGUCAAUAUCAUGUGGCCCGUACUCAAGCAACGGUUUCGCAACCGCUGGAUUCGGAAGUACGGGGAGUUCCCCUUCCGGAUCUUUCUGGUUAUUAUCACCUUCGGUUUUGCGGCGGUGAUACCCCACCUGGAUCUUCUGAUCUCCCUGAUUGGAGCCUUCGCUAGUACCUCGCUAGCUCUCAUCCUGCCCGCCACCAUCGAAAUUCUCACCCAGUUGGGCGAGGGGGAGCGUCUGCCGUUCUAUUUAUGGCUCAAGAACGGUCUCAUCUUUCUUUUCGGGAUCAUCGGGUUUUUCACGGGAACCUAUUCGGCGUUGCAGGAGAUCAUCAAGAAGUUCUGAGUGAUAGCACUGUUGGGUUUUGUGAACGUAGCUGCGUUUCAUUUCGCAAAGACUCGCUCCAUUUGGGCUGGUCCAGAGCGACUUACAUGGAGAGCCUAAACAGACGGGUAAUAGGGAAAGAUCAGGGCAAUGUUGCUUUUUUCGAAAGCGUCCGAGCAAAGGAAUGAAUGGCAAACCGUGAUCGUAGAUGACUAUCUGUCGCUGAUGUCUGUCGCAGAUGUCUGUCGCAGAUGUCUGUCAGUGGAUGAUGAUGAGCUGCUUCACGCUGAGACACGCGCUGUUGUGAGGUGUACUGCUUUCUCAGUCAGCAUCAUGCUGGUCUACAGAACGGAUGGCCGUCCCUGGUUCAAAUCCUCAACUGGACAUCAGCUGAACCUGGGGUUGUAUUGGGGAGUUUUUAAGGAUCUUCACUCUUUCGGAUUUGUCUUAUAUCGGAGAUCAUAUUGGGAGUUUAUUAUGCGUUCCACCUGUUUGGAUUGGUCCUAUCUGAGAUGGACGUUCAAUUUGGAGGUACCAUACCUUAAGUAACCUUACAGUACAGUGUUGAGACGGGCAUUUCCUUACAGUGUUGAGAUUUUUAUUGACUAUCUCAUGUCCCUCUCAGCCUGUGCUAGUCCCUAAAUGAUCUAAAUUGUGUCAAUAGUUAUGUAAAAACACCUGUAUCUUUUAAUUAAUUUAACUGAGUCGAUAGCAACGACAUUUAAUUGAUUUACUGACAUUUAAUUGAUUUACUGCGCCAGGCCCGAUAAGUCUGUUGCAGUCACUCUCCUGGCUGGGUGACCACAUGGGGUAUUUUUUACUGCUGGCUGUGUGACUGCAAAGUGUUAAAAAUGACAACAACAAAAUUAAGCACCCUUUGUGCAGUUCUGUCGUGUCUGAAAUCCAGCGUGUGUUAUUUGAGAGCUAGUGGUGUGUACCCUUAUGUGGGUCAGGCGUGUGUGGGAGAGAGAGCGUGCCUGCCACAGCGUGUAUGAUGAUACACAAAGCGAGGGUAAAUGUCGCACCACGGUAAGGGUGAUGGUCACUAUGGUAGUCUGUGUGACAGGUCGACAUGUAGCUACCAACCUGUACGUAAAAGACGUAUAUUUGUUAGGCAUAGUGAUAUGAGGCACUUGUUAGAAUAAUGAGAUGGAAGAAACCGACCUUUUCAGACCUUUUGGGAAAUUUUUAUUGGA